AUGAUGUCCUACAUAAAGCAACCCCAUUACACCAUGAACGGGUUAAAUUUGCCUGGCCCCGGUAUGGAUGUGCUGCACACAACCGUCGCCUAUCCGUGUAAGCAGUAUAAUAAUCCUCUCUGUGUGUCUCUUUGGUUUGCAGCCACUCCCCGGAAGCAGCGCAGAGAGCGCACCACCUUCACCCGGACACAGCUGGACAUCCUGGAGGCCCUGUUCUCCAAGACCCGCUACCCAGACAUCUUCAUGAGGGAGGAGGUGGCCCUCAAGAUCAACCUGCCUGAGUCACGUGUGCAGGUUUGGUUUAAAAACCGCCGUGCCAAGUGCCGUCAACAGCAACAGCAGAGCAGUGGCCAGUCCAAACCCCGCCCCCCUAAAAAGAAGGCUUCUCCAGUGCAGGAACCCAGCGCCCCUGAUCCUGUUCCUAACCCAUCUGGCUCCUACAGCCCCUCCUCUGCCCAGUCAGGCCCCAGCCUGGCCCCGAGCUCCAGCACUGGAAACACUGCAGUGUCCAUCUGGAGCCCGGCCAUCUCGCCCCUGCCCGACCCCCUGGCCUCCUCCUCUGCGCCCUGCAUGCAGCGGCCCUCCCCCUACCCCAUGAGCUACGGCCAGCCGUCGGCCUACAGCCAGGGCUACGCCAGCACCACCUCCUACUUCACCGGCCUGGACUGCAGCGCCUACCUGUCCCCCAUGCACUCGCAGCUGUCAGGCACUGUGGGCGCCCUCAGCCCCAUCACCGUGCCCUCCAUGGGGGGCUCCCUAAGCCAGUCCCCGGCCUCGCUGUCCUCGCAGGGCUACAGCACUGCCUCCUCCCUGGGCUUCACCUCUGUUGACUGCCUGGACUACAAGGACCAGCAGGCCUGGAAACUGGGCUUCACCACAAUGGACUGCCUGGACCACAAGGACCAAAACUCCUGGAAGUUCCAGGUCCUCUAGAAGGGGAGAGAGGGUGUGUCAACAUGUCAUGCGUCUCAACGAGUCCGGUGUGAGAUAGUGCGAGGCAGUGCAGCCAGAGGACUCGUUAUCUUUGAUUUUCAGUUUCUCGUUUGUAAGAUUUUGGUUUAUUUUCGAAAGGGUGACCUCUGUAGAAUUUGAUUUGAAUGACUUUGGAGAUGAAGGGACCAGGGACUGUCAUCGAUGCUGCCUGACUGCAAAUCAUUUAUCUGUUGUCUUCUUCACGCUACGUUAAAUAAGAGAACAAAAGCUUUGAAAGAGUUUGUAGGGAAAUACUGGAGUCGUGCUUAUAAAAACACACCGGGCCAUCUCUUCUUUUAACAAGACCGUCUGAUUCAGACACUGUUUCAUCAACUGCCGU
Molecule: messenger RNA, 1312 nt
Organism: Morone saxatilis (striped sea-bass)
Lineage: Eukaryota; Metazoa; Chordata; Actinopteri; Moronidae
Gene: crx
Product: cone-rod homeobox
Exons: 3
Coding region: 1-933 (310 amino acids)
Biological process (GO): multicellular organism development; regulation of transcription by RNA polymerase II
Cellular component (GO): nucleus
Molecular function (GO): DNA-binding transcription factor activity, RNA polymerase II-specific; RNA polymerase II cis-regulatory region sequence-specific DNA binding
Source: RefSeq, a predicted model, not a curated record